AUUAUGAUUUCCACGUCUUCUCUUCUUCUUCUUAUUCUCUCUCUCUCUUUCUCUCUCUCUCUCUCUUAUGUUGUGCAUAUGUACAAAAUAAUGGACAAAAAACCAUGCAACCCAUCAUCUCAUGAUCCUGAAGUGAGAAAGGGACCAUGGACCAUGGAAGAAGACUUGAUCUUGAUCAACUAUAUUGCAAAUCAUGGUGAAGGUGUUUGGAACUCUCUAGCCAAAGCUUCUGGUCUUAAAAGAACUGGAAAAAGUUGUCGACUUCGUUGGCUAAACUACCUUCGUCCUGAUGUUAGAAGAGGGAACAUUACAACAGAAGAACAGCUUUUGAUCUUUGAGCUUCAUGCAAAGUGGGGUAAUAGGUGGUCCAAAAUUGCAAAGCAUCUUCCAGGAAGAACUGACAAUGAGAUUAAGAACUUUUGGAGAACCAGAAUCCAGAAGCACAUGAAGCAAACUGAGAAUUCACAGCAACAGGGUAAUAACAGUAAUAUUUCAGAGACAAAUGAUCAUCAUCAUCAUCAACAUCAUCAUCAACAUCAACAACAUCAUCAACAUCAUCAACAUCAUCAUCAUCAACCAAGCUCUAGCACAAGCCUUGCAUCAAACAUGGCACUGCAAAUUGAGUCUUACUCCACACCCUCAUAUCAAGAAACUUUGGAGCCAUUUCCAUCACAGUUCCCUCCAAUCACUGAUCAAUCAAGUUCCUGCACCAAUCACAACAUCAACACCCACACCAACUAUUGGAACAUAGAGGAUUUGUGGUCUAUGCAAUUGCUCAAUGGAGAUUGAACCUACAUGCAUAUGCAUACAUAAAUCAUAUAUAUAUAUAUAUAUGAUAUAUAUAUCUAUAACUAUAUUUAUAUAUGUAUACCUAAGUUGUUAUUGUGUCAUCAGGCUUAACUAAUAACAUCAUUAGGCAAGUUUAUGUGGUGUUACCAUGCAUUUGAUGUGAGUCGAGGAUUAAGUUACUUAUAUGUGGAUUGAAGUAUAUUUAUAUAUGUAGGAACUUUUAUAUUUAUAUAUAUAAUAUGUGCAUUAUUGUAUGAUUAUCGUAAAUAAUUAUGGUAGGUGUACCAUAUAAGAUGUGUUUGAGGUUUACAAACUUUGAAUAAUAUGGCAAGCUCGUGUUGUAGUAAA
Messenger RNA from Vigna unguiculata (cowpea), 1137 nucleotides. RefSeq names its product MYB-like transcription factor EOBII. Gene Ontology annotation, molecular function: DNA-binding transcription factor activity; sequence-specific DNA binding. The record is from RefSeq and is a predicted model, not a curated record. Lineage: Eukaryota; Viridiplantae; Streptophyta; Magnoliopsida; Fabales; Fabaceae. Gene Ontology annotation, biological process: regulation of DNA-templated transcription. Gene Ontology annotation, cellular component: nucleus.